This is a messenger RNA of Plasmodium inui San Antonio 1, 5814 nucleotides long. RefSeq lists its product as hypothetical. The transcript has a single exon. NCBI's taxonomy places the organism in Eukaryota, Apicomplexa, Aconoidasida, Haemosporida, Plasmodiidae. Bases 1 to 5814 code for a protein of 1937 amino acids. The record is from RefSeq and is a predicted model, not a curated record.
AUGCAAAACAUCGUUGACCCCGAUAGCACACGUCGUGGCAAUACAAUUCCGCAAAAGUGUAAUAACGACUCGUACAUUUUUAAGGAAAGCAAACAAAACAGUGGUAGCCAAAAUGGAACAAAUGCAGAGCAAGAACAAAUGGAAAAUAACUACUUACUAAACCAGAAGAAGCAAAAAAGUGGACCACAUAUAAGGGAGGAAAAGACCACGGUGAAGACCGACAAGAACAAUGCACACAGUGAAUGUAAAGUAGAACCCCACACGGAUAAUAUUCAUCAUCCAUUUGCUUCUAAUUGCCUAAAGAGUAAAAGCACAUCCAAGGAUUUUUUAACCAAUGAGGAAGAAACGAGCACAAAAAAGAGCCUAGAAGAGGCGGUCAAUAGAAGGAGAAAAAUUAACGAAAUGAUUGCAGCGUACAAUUCUUUAAAUUUAAGUUUAUCCAGUUGCAAUUGGGGCAAUUUGGGAAAUUUAGACAAUUUGGGCAAUUUCGACAAAUUGGACAACUUGGACAAUUUAGACAACUUCGACGUGAGAAAGAAAACGUCUCUUUACAAUUCUGAUUAUAGAUGUGGUGUGGAUUAUCUGAAGCAAAUGAGUUACAAGAAAAAAGUGUCUGAAGGGAACUACUCAGGUGUGACGAAUCAGGCGGAGGGGAGAAAGGGAGAGGCCUACAACAGAGGGGAUUGUGGCAAUAAUGAGAUCUCGAGACUGUCUAGGAGCAACUACUCGAAUAGUUUACUCCACCGGAGGGGGAACCUCGCAAGUGGGGACAACCGCGUGUGCAGAAUAAAGGACCUCUCAGGGGGUCACGGGAAUAGUAGCGAAGAAUGCCACAAAAAUGGCCUGGAAAAUUGCCGCGAAAAUGGCAAUGGCUGCGGCCGAGGCAAUUCGAAGGAUCAGUCUCAAGAUGACGACGAAUUGGAAGACUAUAAAACAUUCGUAACCCUAGACAGCAACCAUACCAUAUUCAAGGCAAAGCCUCUGAAGGUUCCCGAUCUCUCCUUCCUGCAUAACAGCAGCCGUGUUUACAGCACCUUGGAUUUUAGCAACGCGGGGGAAGACGAUCACAGUAGUAGCCGCUUCUGCAGGAAUAGAAUUCUGUACGAUAGGUUGGAAGGCCUGUCCUUCGACCACGAUGGGGACGAUGACAGUGUUGGCGAUGGUGUGAAUUAUGGCGGUUCUGUCAAUGUUGGAGGAGAUAUGAACUGCUCUCACGUGAACCCUCGCAGGAAACCUGGUCCCAUCUCGGAGCAGAGCGCAGAAAACCCUGCACUGCGAAAGAACACAGCAGGCACUCCCCAGAGCAGUCAUCAAAGUUGCCUGGACAAGAGUGCCAACUUCUUCGAGCUAAGGAAGGAAAAUAAAAAAGACGUCGGUAAGAAUUGCAUAAAAAGUAGCGGACUGAGAAAUUCCUACAUAGAGCAGCUAAUUAAUGGCAGCAUUAACCAGAUUAGCCGCAUGACUCCGGCUAGUCGCACCGCCGGCCACAAUGUGAGUCGCGUCCAUUGCGGCCAGAAUCGCGAGAGAAGCGAGAGCCACUCCAAAAGGCAUACAAACGAAAGGAGCACUCACCAAAACGAUAUGGACUUCAAUUUUGUAAAAAAUGAUUCCAUAUGCAAUAACAGUUACCGUAGACAAACCGCCGACUUGGGAGGUACUAAAAUUUCUAUGCAUGUCCGCGCACCAAAUAUCAAAGUCGAAAAAGGCACAAACUAUUUAAGACGAAUCAGUAACACAUGCGACAUUUGUACAGUCACCUACAACUGUGAGGAUGGACCUGAAGGCACGUGCAAUGACAGAGGUGAACACCACGCACGUAGUAGUGAGAAGUAUGCAAAUACGCAUACGCAGUAUGGGCAUCCGUAUGAUAUGAAAAAGAAGGUGCAGGAAAGUGAAGUGCACCGCCACAGUUUACACCGUAAUAAUUGGCACCGCGACAGUUUGCCCUACCGGCAUCCCUGCCUCAACAACUUAGAAAAAUUUAAAGAAAUGCUUCUGAGCGUGGCGACAGAUAAUCUAAACGAAUAUGCAAAGUGCCUACAGAGCAUCAACAACGAAAAGUUAAAGAACUACAAGUACUGUAUCAAGCGAGUGAAUGACUACAACAUUAGUCAAUAUUUGAGUGCGACGUUUCGCGCGUGCAUUCCAGUGAAAGGCAUUGAAGAGUCGGUGCUGACCAACUCGGAUACCUUUUCUUCCGUUCGGAACUCGGCGUACGAGAACGAUGAGUCAAGUGCGUCCCCCCACGGCGGAGACACGAGUUGUGAGGAGUUGGCAAAUGUGAGCAGUGUAGGUGGUGAUAGCCGCAGGGGGAAUGGCAGCGGUGGUAGUGUCCAUGGCAGCGACUCUGUUAGCGACUACGUUAGCGACUACGUUAGCGACUACGUUAGCGACGGGGUUAGCGACCUCGACUGGCAUGGAGCCAGCGGAGCUAACAGCACCCUGAAAGUUUACAAAAAGAAAAAAAAAAUUAGACGCACCAACUGCCUAGAACACAUCCCCAAGGGCGAAUUUAGUUCGUGUCCAGAGAAAAUAAAAAGUGAACGCAACGACAGAACAGGCGUAGAUCGUACUGAUAAGAUGUGUAUUCACAACGGAAAGAGCAGCUAUUCAUACGAGAGGAGCCAGAAGCAGAGAAAAAGGCAAACCUAUGCAAUUAGGCAAUGCAAACUAGCGAACGUUUCAAUUGAUAAUCUUAAACUUAACUAUGUUGAGAAGAAGUUAAAAAAACAGAACAAAACGUGUCAACAACCACUGGGCGGAAAAACGUACUUGGCUCGAAGGAGCUACAUGUGUAGCCGCGAUUGUGCGGAUGGCGACUGUAGCGGUUAUGCCCGUUACGCCCGUUGUGGAUGCUAUAGCUGCGCGCGCACACCGAACGGCCAAACCGCGCAGUUUUUCAAAAAAACGAACCAAAGCAAAGGCAAAUAUCCCCAUAGCAGCAGCUGUGGCGGGAAAAACAAACAAAGUGCAUUUCUUUCCCUCGACGCAGAUUCAAAGAACCACAACGACGAACUUAAAAGCUCGUCCAGUUCUCAAAGUAGUCUGUGCGAAGGGCACUACAAAGAGUUACCCUUUAACGACAAGCGAAGUGGUCGCCAAGAAAUUUCUGCAAAUGUGAAAAGUAUAAGCAAUUGUAACGACACCAUGAUGGAUGACCUCCUCAUGAGGAAGGACUCGACAAAUGGCGGUAGACAUAGGGGCCAAAGGAGUACCUUUAGGAAUGACAGCAACCUUAAGGUGAGUGAAAAUUUGGCUGAUUACACCGGAGUGAAUUAUUUGCAGGACUUUCCUCUCCUCAGCGAGGAUAAUAAAUAUGUGAACAGAUAUAUAAUGCGAAACGUGGGUGAAGGGGGGGACAGCAACGAGAGGACUUACCAGGAAGAUGAUCCACACCCCAUUGUAGAAUUCAACUCGAGUGGUUAUCCCCUCGCAAAGAGCCUUCGUAAGCAAAAUGGCACAAGUGAACUGGGAAGGAAGAACCAGACAGGGGACAUAAAUCAAUCAUAUUACAUCAAAGAGGGGUCCCAAAACUACUAUGUGGAAAGUGAAAAAUUAAGUGAACUCCAUCCUAUGAGAAUGGAACAGAACAGUGUGAGCUGCCAAAAUUAUGACCCCUUUGAAGAUAAGAGCUUCCAAAAUGGCGAAAGUCUCUACCGUAGGGACGAUUCCAAUGGGGUCCAAACGGAUGGGAGAGGAAGACCCCCCCAUUUAUAUAACAUGCAAAGGGACAGCAUGACCAAUUUCGACUCCCCAUUUUUAAGUGAAAAAGAGAAAGACAUGACGAAAGGGGGAAACCAUGUUUUAAAUUUCAAUGCAGAAGAAAGUCAACACAGUUAUGAUAGGCACAGAGAGGAACACAAAAUGGAUAUCGAAAAUAAUCCCCUGCCGAAUAACCCACCCAGUUGUAAACUAUCUCUUCAUUGCGCAGACAAGUACGAAGGAAAAAACAUUGAAGAGAUUAUUAAAAACAACAAGACGAGGAUUGAGCACCUGUACGAUAGCGAAGGAAGUCAAAGUCAUGUUUGCAUCGGUGCAAAUAUGACUCCCUUUACACACAGCAUGGAGGAUCAGAUGGAAGCAAAUCAGAAUGAGACUCCUUCCUUUGUUCACAAAUUUGACAAUGCUUGUAGCUCGCAAAAUGAUCCCUCCUAUUCAGUUAACUCAUAUAAUGAGGAUAUGGAAGAUAAAAAUGUAUUUUCCUGUUCUCUGGACAGCUUCAAUGAAGAGUUUAUUGCCCCCAUAUCGGUUCCCACCCCUGCGGCGUCCAUUUUCUCGGAUGGAAGUGUCUCUUCCCCGCAGAGAGGGAACUUAAGUGGUGAGGGGUCUCCUCACCAGGGAGAUGUAAACAUAAAUAUAAACAUAAAAACAGACGCGGGAAGGGAUCUACCGUUCGGAGGCCCCUUCCAGAUAUACCACCAAAAUUCUAAUUGUGAUACAAACCCGACGGAGUCCCAUCAAAUCGGUGUGGUUAAUAAAAAAUGUGAAUACAACUCGUUAGGUCUCGCUCAGGAUUACUUUCCCAAAAGGGAAGACACUAUCCUAUGUAGUAACAAUUUGACCAAUUUAACAGAGGGAGGAAACUACAGCUCCAGCACCACACCUGGUGAGCUCAUAGCGAAGUUCUCAAAAAAGAAAGACGAAUCUAUGAUGGAAAAGAAAUUGAACCCAUCUGAUAAAAACAUAAGUAGUGAAGAAAGUAGCACAUACCAGGGAAAAGGAACGUGUGAUAGCAUAAGUAGCGAAAAUGUUAAUCUCCAUUUUCAACGCAAAGGCAGCAUGGUGAGAAGAACCAAUGAAGAGGUGAACCAAAGCAAUAAGCAGACCUACCACCAGGUGAGCAGCUCAUCUGGUAGGGAAACAAAUGACGCAAUCGGAGAUGAAUCAAAUGAAUUGAAGAGGGGGAAAGAAAAAAAUACACUCCACAAAAUUGUAACUACACUAGAAAUAAAAGAAACAAAGAUAAAGACCAAGCAAGGCAUUUUCGAAAUAACAUCGGAGGGAAAAGUUGUCUUCACUUUCUUCGGAAGAUCAGAAAUUAAAGAAUACAAAAAAGUAAAGAGACACAAGCUAAAUAUAGACAUCUCCAAGCCAAGGAAGCUAUUAUUUAUAAUCGAAAUAAAUGGAAUAAACAUAAAAAUAAAGGAUGUACUGUUAGACGAUGUGUUGGAUUUUUACAACCUCCUCGAAGAAGAACUGCCCAAGUCGCACCAAGUAAGAUACGAGUAUGCUUAUGACGUCAUCGAGACAUUGAAAAAACACACCCCUAAGGUGUCUCUAACGAAGAAGUGGUUUGGCGUAUACAACCUCAUGAGCAAUGGAAGCACUCCCGAUUUUAUGGCCACACUGAAAAAUAACAUGUUUAUUGACAAAAUUGAAAUUAAGAACAACCAAGUGAUGUUUGCCUUGAAGGAGGGGAAUACCGUAACGCUGAAUAUUGACGAUUUGAAUGGGGUCACUACCAAACUGACGAGACAGUUACGGGAGAAAGGCAGAAAUACCACGGAGGAAGACGCAAGAAAGGGGUGCGAGGCACUCCUCAGAGCGACGGUUUCCGCCGAUGAACAAGAUGUCAAGGCUGUUUUACUCAAUUUGCAAUUACUCCUAAAAAAAACAGGAGUGUCCAUAGAUAUAGUCAUCCAAAACUGGUGUAAUACUUUACAGGCCUACUCCCAGUGCCUGGACCUGUUGACAAAAGGAAACGCAGAAUAUACCCUCAGGCUAAGGAAAGACUUGACCGACAUAACAGCAACAACUGAGCUGCACAAGAGGGAGAUUUAUUUUUCCAUAUUUCCUGUCAUAGUUGAGGAGUGA